UAGUUCUCUUUCCGUAAUGCCAUUUGGUGUGGAAAAAGCAUUGUAUCGUGGAGCCAGGCGUUAUCCAAUGACCUCUAAGAGAGGUCAUAAUUACUACAAAGGUACCGGAAGUGGCGCUAUGGGCUGGCAUACAAAGAAAGGUGGUUAUAAAAUUGAUUUAAAAAAAGUUCGGACAUACGUAGUACCCGAUUUAUCCGACUGUAAGUAUAAACCCUACGUUGAACCCGAUGCCAAAAAGGGUAUUAAAUAUGAUCUUUCACCAGGAAAAUAUUUGGAGUUACUGAAAGAAUCUUUGGGAAUAGUAAAUAAACCCAAAGAAGAUGAUACAAUAACAACAGAAUCAACAAUAGCAAAAUCACCUGGCGAACCUGAACAACCAAAAACCGAAAAAAUUUACGAGAGGGAAUCGUUGUUUUAG
Messenger RNA from Cetraspora pellucida, 418 nucleotides. The record is from the annotation of a GenBank genome assembly. NCBI's taxonomy places the organism in Eukaryota, Fungi, Glomeromycota, Glomeromycetes, Diversisporales, Gigasporaceae.